Molecule: messenger RNA, 3852 nt
Organism: Neurospora hispaniola
Lineage: Eukaryota; Fungi; Ascomycota; Sordariomycetes; Sordariales; Sordariaceae
Exons: 2
Coding region: 216-3842 (1208 amino acids)
Biological process (GO): intrinsic apoptotic signaling pathway in response to endoplasmic reticulum stress; IRE1-mediated unfolded protein response; mRNA processing
Cellular component (GO): IRE1-TRAF2-ASK1 complex
Molecular function (GO): ATP binding; protein serine/threonine kinase activity; RNA endonuclease activity
Source: RefSeq, a predicted model, not a curated record
AGACCGCACCCCCCAACACGACCGACCGACGGCUUCCACGCACCGAAACACACCCCGCGACUUGCAUAUUUCUACGCGCGCACACACACCAGAAGAAAAAGAAAAAAAAACAAAAAAAAAACACCAUCAAAGACUAUAGGCAGUCCUUGCCUUGGAUGUACUCCUAGGUCUGCUUCGGCCUUACCACUAUCAGUAUCCGCAUUGUUGUCCCCAAGAUGUUGCGACGGCCGUCCGGCCACGUCGCUUGCCGGCCCGAAGUCCUCCUGGCGUUCGCUUUCCUCCUAGUUAACUUGCAAUGGCUCCAACUCGUUGAUGCUCAGCCGCAGCGUCAUGCGAGGUCUCCCCGCGAGGACGACGAUCAUGCCGUCCCCAACAUUGCUACCUUGUCUACCCUGACAGGAGGUCGCCCCCAACCCGUCAUCGAGACGCCCCGAACUCACGGCCGUGGCAAGCGGACCGUAGUCGAGAUCGCCGACGGGCCCAAAACCGAAUCUAUCCGAUUGAGCUACCAUGCCCAAUCCGACAACACCAAUAACAAUAACCACGCCGACUUGAUUUCUAACAAUGCGCGCGCCAACGCUCUUGCUCCGGACUCGUCCGUUCGAGCACCUCUGACCCAAUCCAACAAGGUCGGCUCCUUGGGGGCCGAGCUCUCGCAGCAUCAGAUUGCGCGGAGCUUGGAGGACUGGGAAGUGGAAGACUUUGUGCUUCUGGCGACCGUUGACGGAGAUCUGUAUGCCACCGACCGCGUUCGUGGCGAGGUGCGCUGGCACUUCAAGGCCGACCACCCCAUGGUGGAAACUCGGCACUUCCGAACCUCUCGCUCCCCCGUCGAUGAGGACUUCCACGAGAUGGAUCACUGGAUCUGGAUAGUGGAGCCCACAAGGGACGGCGAGAUGUACAUUUGGAGACCGAGCGACUCGGGUCCCCAGCUGACCAAAAUGACUAUGACCAUGAAACAGCUGGUUGAAACCUACAGCGGCCUCCACAUGAACGGGAUCGUUUACACGGGCGAGAAGAGGACCAACAUGGUGACUCUCAACGCCGCGACCGGUGCCAUGAUCAAGAACUUGGGCCCCAGAGGUGUCAACAUCAACAAGGUCGAGUCCGAGCGAUGUCUUAGAGAAUACGCCCUUGGAAACAGCAUCACCAGCGAGUGCAGCAACAGAGAAACCAUCACCCUCGGCCGUACCGAAUACAUUGUUGGUGUGUAUCGCACCGACGGCAGCCCCAUUGCAUCCCUCAAGUAUUCCGAGUGGGCCCCCAAUGUGUUGGACGGCGACUUGGGCCAGCAACAUUCAGCUACACCAGACAAGCGCUAUAUCACUGGCAAACCAGACGGAACCUUCUUUGGCUUUGGCCUUGAUCGGGAGAAUGGUGACCGGCCGCUCUUCUCCCACCAGCUCACUUCCCCUGUUGCUCGCGUCUUUGAUGUCCUGCGUCGUCAGUGGAAUCCGACCGGCAGCAGCGACACCGACUUGAUUAUCCUUCCCCAGCCUCUGUUCCCUGUGAAUCCCGCAAUUUCACGCCUUCGCAGCGCAAAGGUUUUCGUCAACCAUACUGAGGAGGGUAGUUGGUAUGCUCUUUCGGGAACCCAGUAUCCCCUCAUCCUCCAUGCCCCACCUGCCCCCAUCCACAAGUUUUGGCCGCUGGAAGGUUUGAACGAGGACAAAUUGUCCGAAGCACUCGUCGGCACUCAUGAUCUGCCUGACUGGCGAAUCCCCAAGGAAAUCAACCGCCUAGUGCCACUUUUAGAUGCGCCUCCUCCUCCCGCCGGAGACGCCGUUAUUACUGGUAACCCCACGGUUCCUUCGUCAGCAGGGGCACUGCCCGGCCUACCAGCACCGGAUACUGCUACGGCACUGCCUGUGCAAGCCUCUGACUUUUUCCUCAACCCCUUUACUCUUCUGGUUGGAAUUGUGGUUGUCAUUGCCGUGUGGACAAGGGCCUGGAUACCUCAGUCAUCCAAGAAAGGCUACUCCUUGGAAUGUUUCCUGGAUUUUAUGAGAACGCUCGAGAGGAAGGUUGUGGACCUUACGCGCUUUAGGAUUCACGUUGUUCGUACAGAGCCGACACCAACCGUGACUGAUAUCACGCCGCGCUUGGAGGCCGCUAAGGAGGAAAGCAGUAAGCCCGAUCCCUCCUUGGCAGACUCAUCCGCCGGGGAUUCUGGCUCAGAUGAAGGGCUGGCAAAGAAGGAAGUGACGUUUGCCGACCUUCCUAAAUCAUCUGAGACGCCACCGCCCGGUGAUACAAAUGACGCUCCUGCUGAAGUUGUCAAGCCGAAGAGGAAGGCUCACAGAGGUCGCCGCGGCGGUAUCAAGCACCGAAAGGGUCCUAGAAAUGAGAACACCCAGUCCCGUGAUGACGAACCCCCUGAGCCCACUGUGGACGAAGUCGUCAAAAAGGCUCAAGAGAUCGGUCAACAGCCAAACUUGGAGCCAGACGUCAUAACCAUUCCAAAUGGUGUCGAUAAUGUCUCUGGUCCUAUUCUGAAGAUGGGUAGUCUGGAGGUCAACCAGGAGCAACAGCUCGGCAUAGGAAGCAACGGUACCAUCGUUUUCGCCGGAAAGUGGGAUGGACGUGAUGUUGCCGUGAAGCGCAUGCUGGUCCAAUUCAAUGAGAUUGCCAGCCAGGAAACCAAGUUGCUGAGAGAGAGUGACGAUCAUCCGAACGUCAUCCGGUAUUUUGCUCAACAACAGUCUGCCGGAUUCCUUUACAUUGCUCUCGAACUCUGCCAGGCCUCCCUCGCAGAUGUCAUCCAGCGGCCCAGUAUGUUCCGUGAACUUGCUCAGGCGGGUGAGCGCGACAUGCCGGGAGUUUUGUACCAGGUCGCCAAGGGAUUGAGCCAUCUGCACAGUCUUCGGAUCGUUCAUCGUGACCUCAAGCCCCAGAACAUCCUUGUCAACAUGGGUAAAGAUGGUCGCCCGCGCAUUCUCGUUUCUGACUUUGGCCUUUGCAAGAAGCUGGAAGGUGGACAGUCGUCGUUUGGCGCUACUACCGCCCACGCGGCUGGUACAACAGGCUGGCGUGCCCCGGAACUGUUGCUUGACGACGAUGGAGGCCCUGGACCAGGUGCCACGAUGACUUUUACCGACCCUGGUUCCAGCAUGCACAGUGCUUCCGGUACAGGUUCUGGAGUUGUAGGAGCUGGUGUCAAUGUGCGCCGCGUCACCCGAGCGAUCGACAUCUUUUCUCUUGGUUUGGUCUUCUUCUAUGUCCUCACCAAGGGACAUCACCCCUUUGACCUCGGUGAUCGGUAUAUGCGCGAGUCGAACAUUCGCAAAGGCAAAUAUGACUUGCAACUCCUUGAAGUCCUCGGCGACUACGCUCAUGAUGCCAAAGAUCUCAUUGAGAGCAUGCUGAACAGCAACCCCAAGAAACGGCCGACUGCGAUUGGGGUCAUGGCUCAUCCCUUCUUUUGGAGUCCCAGGAAGCGCCUCAAUUUCCUUUGCGACGUUUCGGAUCACUUUGAAAAGGAACCUCGUGAUCCUCCUUCGCCAGCACUUGCGUUGCUAGAGGAGCAGAGUUCUUGCGUGAUUACCAACGGUGAUUUCCUCAAGGCCUUGCCCAGGGAGUUUGUUGAAUCACUGGGCAAACAGCGCAAGUACACAGGCAAUCGUAUGCUUGAUCUCCUGCGGGCGCUACGCAACAAGAAGAACCACUACGAGGACCUUACUCCCCAGCUUAGGAAGAUGGUCGGGCCAUUGCCGGAAGGAUACCUCGGUUUCUUUACGACACGCUUUCCCAACCUUCUGAUCAAAUGCUGGGAAGUGAUUGCGGAUCUUGACCUGGAGGAAUCGGAUCGGUUUAAGGAGUACUAUGAACCAGCUGGGUUGUAGCGGAUGUGUA